CCGAACCAACCGAAUCAACUUGUCCCGCCACUGGCCCACCUGCCUCGUCCCGCCUCGCCCCGCCUCGCCCCGCAUCCUGAGUUUUCUUUCAGUUUCUACAAACAUUCCUGGCUGCCCCCUCGCCUGAGGCUCCAGUCCAGGCGCGGGGGCGCAGGUCUAGGGAGCUCCGCCUCCGGGGGGUUCCCCUCUGCUGGCGCCGCCGCGGCCGGAGGCUGGCACAGGGAGCGCUCGGCUGUACUGACCGCAGGGUCGGUUCCCGACGGCGCGAGUGCGGGAAAGAAGGGCGCCGCCGCCUCGCGCUCCCUGCCCAGCCCGGACUUGUCUCCUUCAGAAUCUCAGGCGGGCGCGGGGGAAAGGAAGCGACUUUGAGAAAUCAGCGGGACGUGACACUCUGGAGCCUGUGUAGGUGUCAGACUGGAGGAGGCAGCGCCAAUUCCCCCAAACUCUGCCGAGCCCCGAGAUGUGCCACGGCUGGGGACGCUGGUCUCUCGUGCUUCUGCUGGCUCAGCUGAUUCUGCCAGGUGAUGGCAAUGAGGGCAGUAUCACUGGAAAUUGUCACUGUGAUACAAUUAUUUCUUCUGACUCCUCCCCAUCGUUUCAAUUCGUGGGUCACCUCCGAAAACAUCUGAAAGGCUACCACCGAUGUCCGAAUUAUGUCAGGUUCCAGCUACCUUACCGGAGUGUGUGUGGGGGCAGCAAAGACCAGUGGGUUCAAGAAUUGAUGAGCUGCUUUGAUCUCCAAGAAUGUGGACAUGCUCACAUGGGGCCUCUGAGACACCAGAAGCAUUUACCUCCCCCCAGAACCCAGCUUCCUGAGCCUUCAAACAUAGGCACCCCUGGCCAGACCCUCGUGCCUUCCACUCUGCAAUCUACCCAGCACCCCACCCUUCCACCAGGAUCACUGUCCUUGGACAAAGAGCUCCCUCAUCCCAGUGAAACCACCCCCCUCACUGUGGGCCUCAGAUUUGGAGCUGGGCACAAGACUGGGGAGAACCAGAAGCAGCUGGAAGAAAGUGCUGGUCCAAAAGCUGGUACAUCAUCUAUAGUGCCAAUUGUGUCCCUCCUGGGUGUGAUCUUCCUCCUCACUGGAAUCCUUGUGUGUGUGCUGUGCAAGAGGAGGAGGGAGCAGUCACUGCAGUCCUCUCCAGAUUCUCAUCUUCAUUAUAGCCCUGUGACACCAGACUCCAACAUCUGAGCCAAGAAGAAAAGCUUAUGAGGAUAGACUGUGAUUUAUUUUUACAAAAAUGCUUUGUUAUUAAUGAAAGCAGGCAAUCCCUGGUACACAGAAGGCAAUCAAUACUUGCGUUCUCUUAGAACCCUCAUUUUAAAGAAGCCAGAUACAGAAAUCUGCCUCUGUACUAAUGACAGCUUCAAUAAAUUCCAUGUGUUUCUUAACUACUAAAAACUAUUUUUUAAAUUAUUGGCUCUUCCUUUCCAGAAUGUGGAAACACAAACCUCAGGCUAUUGCCCUCUUAUCAUGAUUGCUGGUUUCAGUUUGGCUAAUGGUUCUCCCUUGUCCUACGUGUCUCUUUUCUUUUAAAAAUUUUUUUUAUUAAAUCAUAACUUUGUACAU
Otolemur garnettii (small-eared galago) is the source of this 1573-nucleotide messenger RNA. Its product is annotated as C-X-C motif chemokine 16. The record is from RefSeq and is a predicted model, not a curated record. The transcript has 5 exons. Gene Ontology annotation, molecular function: chemokine activity; scavenger receptor activity; low-density lipoprotein particle receptor activity. Gene Ontology annotation, biological process: T cell chemotaxis; positive regulation of cell migration; response to type II interferon. Bases 461 to 1195 code for a protein of 244 amino acids. NCBI's taxonomy places the organism in Eukaryota, Metazoa, Chordata, Mammalia, Primates, Galagidae.